Messenger RNA from Lathyrus oleraceus (garden pea), 1529 nucleotides. RefSeq names its product mitochondrial uncoupling protein 2. Gene Ontology annotation, biological process: transmembrane transport. The transcript is spliced from 9 exons. NCBI's taxonomy places the organism in Eukaryota, Viridiplantae, Streptophyta, Magnoliopsida, Fabales, Fabaceae. Bases 158 to 1072 code for a protein of 304 amino acids. The record is from RefSeq and is a predicted model, not a curated record.
AUAACUAUAAUUAUAAAGCGGUGUAGUAACUCAUCUCUAGCAUAACAAGAUCUAGCUUUAAUUUUAAUCCAAAGGAAUCGCUUUGAUUUUUAUUCUAUUCUACUACUGUUACUACAACAACCAUCUUUCAAUCUUCGUCAUUACAUUACACUCAGUAAUGUCAAUCUCAGAUCCCAACCGUAUUACGUUCGCUCAAUCCUUUCUUUGCAGCGCUUUCGCCGCUUGUUUCGCUGAGUUUUGUACUAUUCCUUUGGAUACAGCUAAGGUGAGACUUCAAUUGCAAAAGAAAGGAAGUGUUGGAGUUGAUGACGAUGAUGGUGGAAUUGGUUUACCUAAAUAUAGAGGUUUAAUUGGAACUGUUAAAACUAUUGCUAGAGAAGAAGGGGUUUAUGCUUUGUGGAAAGGCAUUGUUCCUGGUUUGCAUCGGCAGUGUUUGUAUGGUGGUUUGAGAAUUGCCUUAUAUGAUCCUGUUAAAACUUUUCUUGUUGGUGCUGCAUUUGUUGGAGAAGUUCCUUUGUACCAUAUGAUACUUGCUGCUCUUCUAACUGGUGCUUUGGCAAUCACUAUCGCUAAUCCAACUGACCUAGUCAAAGUCAGGCUUCAAGCUGAAGGCCAUUUGCCGUCUGGGGUACCUAAGCGUUAUUCUGGUGCUAUGGAUGCAUAUUCAACCAUAUUGAAACAUGAAGGGUUAGGGGCCUUGUGGACUGGACUUGGGCCUAAUAUAGCACGAAAUGCAAUUAUAAAUGCUGCUGAACUAGCUAGCUAUGAUCAAGUGAAACAGACGAUUUUGAAAAUUCCAGGGUUCACGGACAAUGCCUUUACUCACCUCCUAGCUGGCUUAGGAGCAGGUCUUUUUGCUGUCUUUAUUGGUUCACCUGUUGAUGUGGUAAAAUCCAGGAUGAUGGGGGACUCAAGCUACAAAAACACAUUUGACUGUUUUCUCAAGACUUCGUUCAAUGAGGGGUUUUUGGCAUUUUAUAAAGGCUUCCUUCCUAAUUUUGGUCGAGUAGGAGCCUGGAAUGUGAUUAUGUUUCUUACCCUUGAACAAGCCAAAGGUGUUUUUAGAGGAUAAAAAUUGUUGUUACUCUUCAUGAUGAUUAGAUUCAGCAAGCAGAAAUACCUUUUCUUUCUCGAAUGAAUGUUAGCUACCCAACUGCUCUUAGAUUUGCUGCAAGAGAAAGAUUUCUACAAUUAUUUUUCCGUACUUCUGCAAUGCAGAGAAGUCACACCUCAUAGUCAUAUGUUCUGAAUCGAAUAAACUAUUAGAUUGUAUUUCUAUAUUUGUUUUCUGCGUGCCUGUGGAUAGUAGUGCAUAUUACCAUUCAUAUAUUCUUAACCAACGAAUAUACUGUUAAAUUACAUUCACUUUAUAGAUGUACACUGUAUUGUAUUAUUAUGAUAUAUCAUUUUUCUGGGAAAUACACUACCCAUUUCCCAACUCAUUGAACAGACCAACGAAAUGAAGCAUGUAUAAACACCAAAUUUUAGUUUAUAAUUUAUUUCUCAAUUCAAAUUAUUGUUAUCGGGUA